AAGAGAAAGGUGUUAACUUGUAAUCGAUUCCUACCUCUGGAUAAAGUCGCGUGUUUGUGUUUCUGAGUUUCUCCCCCAAACGAAAGGAACUGAAAAUCGUAAGAAGAAUCCAAGGCGAAAGAGAAGGAUCAAAUCUAAAAAAGAUGGAUGGUACCGCUCGUGAUUCUUAUGGGCAUUCUGAUACUAAUAAUGUCGUAAGUCAAAGCAUCAGAGAGACUAAAGAAGAAGAAGAAGAUUCUACUUUUCGUGAAAGCGAUAGCAAAAGACUUGGACCAGAUCAACAGAAGCGCGGUAAAUACUUUUUCUACGACACACCGCUCUCCGAAGAAACCGGGGUUUGGAUACCUGUUUCAGUCCCACCAAUGCUGGAGCCUGACCAUGAGGAAUGGUCAAGAGGCCUUAGCUUCAACGGCGGUUACUUCCCCGAGGGAGAUAUGGGAUGGAACCAUAUCCUCGACGAAGACAAGGAGCUAACGAUGUGGGAUGUCAUAGUCGAUAUGUUACUCGCAGCACGUGGUAAAGCCACUGCUCUUACUUCAGGCAACCUCGAGAGUGGCAUUUCGUUUUUCUCGGGACAACACCACCACCACCUUCUCGAACAAGCUUGGCAAGAGAUGGCUCACACUCUCACCGAAGCCAACUUUGGCAACGCGAGAGAGGUUCUCGAAACAGAGCCGCCGAAGUGGCUACCGGAUAGCGCUGCUUCCGCUUGUAUGCUCUGUAGUGUGAGGUUUCAUCCGAUCAUGUGUUCGCGUCAUCACUGUCGAUACUGUGGAGGGUUGUUCUGUGGAGACUGUUCUAAAGGAAGAAGCUUGCUUCCGGUGAAGUUCCGCGUUUCGGAUCCUCAGAGGGUCUGUGAUGCGUGUUGUGUGAGGUUGGAGACUCUGCAGCCUUAUCUGAUGGACCAAGUGAGUCCUGCUGCUCAGUUGCCAACUCAUGACUUGACGGAUCUCAGUACGUUGAGGUCUUGGGUGAACUUUCCAUGGGGACAGUCAAUGGAGUAUGAGAUUUAUAAAGCGACAAACACUAUUCGGGGUUAUAUAUCCAAGGUUGGUUCCUCGAGGACAGAGAGGUCCAUCCCAGAUGCCAUUCUAAGACAAGCAAAAGGUCUUGCAGUAAUCACUGUUGCCAGAGUUGGAGUUAUGGUUACUUAUAGAAUCGGGACUGGACUUGUGGUUGCUCGUAGAGAUGAUGGCUCCUGGUCUCCACCCUCAGCUAUCUCUUCGUUUGGUUUGGGAUGGGGUGCUCAGGCAGGGGGAGAGUUCAUUGACUUUAUUAUUGUCUUAAGAACUCGAGAGGCCAUCCGGACGUUUGGGAGUAACACCCAUUUUGUUGUUGGAGCUGGUCUAAGCGCUGCGGUUGGUGUGACUGGACGAGCUGUUGAAGCAGAUAUCCGAGCAGGUAGUGGUGGUUAUGCCGCUUGCUAUACCUACAGCUGCAGCAAAGGUGCAUUUGUUGGAUGCUCGCUUGAAGGAAGCAUAUUCACAACACGUACAAGUGAGAACUCAAGGUUCUACGGGAGCCAGUCCCUAGCUGCGUCUGACAUCCUCCUUGGCUCUUUGCCUAAACCACCCGCUGCUGCUCCACUCUACCGUGCGCUUGGUGAUCUCUUUCAGAAGAUGGGGAGUGAAACUAGUCGGUCAUCAACAACUUCAUCGUUUUCUGAAGACUGAACUUGUUGAACUGGCUUUUAUCUAUUUGCAAGUAUAACAAUGUCUUUUGUAUAGAUUCAUGCAAAUUCUUGAAUGUAAAUAGAUUAUGGAGAUUUGGUUGGAUAGUUUGUGGGUUGUAAAUAAACAAACAUACUUUAUUGUAUAUAUGAAAUUAUUAAUUUGCUAUUAUAAUAAA
This is a messenger RNA of Raphanus sativus (radish), 1848 nucleotides long. RefSeq lists its product as uncharacterized. The transcript is spliced from 6 exons. The record is from RefSeq and is a predicted model, not a curated record. The coding region runs from base 144 to 1673 and encodes 509 amino acids. Gene Ontology annotation, molecular function: metal ion binding; phosphatidylinositol binding. NCBI's taxonomy places the organism in Eukaryota, Viridiplantae, Streptophyta, Magnoliopsida, Brassicales, Brassicaceae.